CUGCAGCCGAACUUCGUGCAAGGCCUCCACAGCCUCCUCGUCCAGUCGACUGCAAACGAUACCGUGCAGCUCAAAGCUGCCACCGCUCAGCUCAACAGAGAGUACUACAAAAACCCGGCAUGCAUCCCCGCCCUCGCCAGCGUCAUCGCGAGCUCCCCUGACCAGGCUGUCCGUCAACUCGCCGCGGUAGAGCUCCGCAAGCGCGUCUCUGUCAACAGCGGCGAGCUCUGGUUGUCAGUCUCCCAGGCCGACCGCGAGCAGAUCAAGGCCAAGCUCCCCGAGCUCGUUCUCUCCGACCCCAGUAACCUCGUCCGCCAUUCCACCGCCCGUGUCAUCGCCGCCGUUGCCGCCAUCGAGAUCCCCGUCGGACAAUGGCAGUCCCUCCUCCCUUUCCUCCAGCAGACUUCCACCUCCGCCACCGCUUCCCACCGCGAAGUCGGCAUCUACAUCCUCUACACCGUCCUCGAGAAUAUCGUCGAAGGUUUCGAGAACCACCUCAAGGAGCUCUUCACCCUCUUCGGAGCCCUCCUCAAUGACCCAGAGAGUGUCGAAGUCAGAAUCACUACCGUUCGUGCGCUCGGCGUAGUAGCACAGUACAUCGACCAGGAUGACAAGGAGGACAUCAAAGCAUUCCAGAGCAUGCUCCCUUCGAUGAUCGCGACGAUUGGUCAGUGCGUCGAGAACGGAAACGAGCAGGGCGCGCGCCAGCUGUUUGACGUCCUCGAAACGCUGCUCAUCCUCGAGACCCCUUUGCUCGGCCAACACAUCCCACAGCUUGUCCAGUUCCUCCUCACAUGCGGUGCCAACAGCACCUUCGAGAGCGAGCUCCGUGUCCUCGCUCUAAACGCGCUCAACUGGACCGUGCAAUACAAAAAGUCCAAGGUGCAGGCAAACAACCUCGCCCCUGCCAUCCUCGAGGGCCUCAUGCCCAUUACCACCGAACCGGAGCCCGAGGAUGCGGACGAAGAUGCGCCCUCUCGUUCCGCCCUCCGCAUCGUCGACUGCCUCGCGACGAACCUCCCGCCCACGCAGGUGUUCCCUCCGCUACGAAACCUCAUCUCGCAGUACUUCGCGUCGCCCGAACCGGCGUUCCGUCGGGGCGCGAUGCUCGCACUCGGCGUGUCCGUCGAGGGCUGCAGCGAGUACAUGACGCCGCUCAUGCCACAAGUGUGGCCGAUGAUCGAGACCGGCCUGCACGACUCGGACGGGCAGGUGCGCAAGGCGAGCUGCAUCGCGGUCAGCUGCCUGUGCGAGUGGCUCGAGGAGGAGUGCGGGUCGAAGCACGCCGUGCUCGUGCCGACCAUCAUGCAGCUCGUGAACGACCCCGCGACGCAGCGCAACGCGUGCACCGCGCUCGACGCGCUGCUCGAGGUCAUGCACGACACGAUCGGGCUCUACCUCGAGAUGAUUAUGCAGCAGAUGGUUGGCCUCCUCGACACCGCGCCCAUCUCCGUCAAGUCCGUCGUCAUUGGCGCCAUCGGCAGCGCCGCGCACGCGUCGGGUGAUAAGUUCCUCCCGUACUUCCCGAGCAUCAUGGAGCGCUUCAAGCAUUUCCUCGUCCUCCGCAACGAGGGCGAGGAGCAGGAGCUCCGCGGCAUCACCAUGGACGCGGUCGGGACGUUCGCAGACGCGGUUGGCAAGGAGCAGUUCGCGCCGUACGUGACCGACAUGAUGAACUGCGCGUUCGACGGCAUCCAGAUGGGCAGCGCUCGCCUGCGCGAGUGCAGCUUCUUGUUCUUCGGUAUCCUGUCGCGUGUGUUUGGAGACGACUUUGCUGUAUACCUGCCCAAGAUUGUCCCCGCACUGAUCGCGAGCUGCCAGCAGGCGGAGCACGGCGACGAGUCCGGUGCCGUGGCGACGUCGAACUCGGAGAACCUCGCUAGCUUCGCGACGGGGACCUCCCCGGCGAACGCGAUCACCAUUACCGACGGCGAGAACGGCGGCGCUGUCGUCGAGAUUGAGGAGGAUUUGGACCUCGACAAGCUCCUCGACGUCAACAGCACGAUCUGUAUCGAGAAGGAGAUCGCCGCCGACACCAUGGGCACGCUCUUCAGCGCGACCCGCUCGCACUUCCUGCCCUACGUCGAGCAGUGCACGAUUGAGCUCAUCGGCCUGCUCCCGCAUUACUACGACGGUAUCAGGAAGUCCGCGGUCGACUCGCUGUUGGAGAUCGUCCGGACGUUCUAUGAGCUGAGCAACCCGCAAGAGUGGCUCCCCGGUCUUCCGGCUGCGCCGCUGGACAACCAGGUCGUCCAGCUCAUCAACCAUAUCUGGGUCCCUCUCUAUGAGAUGUACGAGUCUGAGGAUAAUAAGAAGGUGGUGUCGUCCCUGUGCGUCGGCUUGGCAGAGACCAUCAACAAGGUCGGCCCCGGUUUCUUGGAAGGACGCCUAGAGCCAAUUGGCACCAUCGCGAACCAGGUGCUCGAUCAGAAGGCUAUCUGCCAGCAGGACCCUGAUCAGGACGAGGAAGAGGAAGCACCGGAGGAUCAGGCAGAGUACGACUCCAUGCUCAUCUCUUCGGCAGGCGACCUCGUCGCCGCGCUCGCGAACACUCUUGGCCCGAAUUUCGCGCAAGCAUUCCAGACCUUCCUCCCCCUCAUCUCGAAGUACUACAAAAAGAACCGGUCGUUGAGCGAUCGCUCAUCUGCUGUUGGUUGCCUGUCGGAGAUCAUCGCCGGAUUGAAGAGCGCCGUUACACCCUACACGGAACCCCUUCUCGAACUCUUCUUCCGUGCACUCUCCGAUGACGAGCCUGAAGUACAAUGCAACGCUGCAUUCGCGAUCGGUCUCCUGAUCGAGCACUCCCAGAUGGACCUCUCGCAGCACUAUCUCAAUGUGCUUGCGUCGCUCCGGCCGCUGUUCGUUGUCACUGCUGAUGCGCCUGGGCCGCGACUUAACGCGCGCGACAACGCCGUCGGCGCCGUCGGGCGCAUGAUCGUCCGGAAUACCGCCGCCGUGCCCCUCGACCAAGUGCUUCCCGUCUUCUUCGACGCUCUCCCGCUCAAGAACGACUACCUCGAGAACCGCCCCGUGUUCGGCGCCGUCUUCCACCUCUUCAAGACGAAUCCAGCCGUGCUCCAGCCCUACAUGGAUCGCUUGCUGCAUGUCUUCGCAUUCGUCCUCGAUCCCAGCGGCCCCGAGCAGGUUGGCGAAGACAUCCGCGCGGAACUGAUCAACCUCAUCGGUGCGCUGAACCGUGAGGAUCCAUCGAAAAUUCAGGCGGCCGGCCUCGGUCCCUUCGUGCCAGGAGCAUAGAGCGCUUGUGGGGUAGACGGGUAAGGGUGAAGUGGGUUUGACCGCAAGAUUGGAAUAUUGUUUUGCUCAUCGUACAGAGUUGUCUCGGAAUACCAUGAUAUCACCUUCAUUACUGUGUUUCCUUAAUGCAUACUUUCAACGACGAUCAUACUCUGCGUAUCUGUCUGACCGUCAAUACCGCGGCUGGUCGGUUGGUGCGUACACAUCACGGUCCAAUACAGGUGAGACCGACAUGAUGGCUGGCGUAGUCUACGAAUAGAUCUCUGAUUCCCUUCGGACAUGCUACAGGAUUGCCCUCGCUACUAUUCCUUCGCUGUUCCCUCGUCUCGUAGUGGACGCUGAC
Molecule: messenger RNA, 3598 nt
Organism: Rhodofomes roseus
Lineage: Eukaryota; Fungi; Basidiomycota; Agaricomycetes; Polyporales; Fomitopsidaceae
Product: ARM repeat-containing protein
Exons: 13
Biological process (GO): protein import into nucleus
Cellular component (GO): nucleus; cytoplasm
Molecular function (GO): nuclear import signal receptor activity; small GTPase binding
Source: RefSeq, a predicted model, not a curated record